AUGCCGACGCCCCGCCGACGCCAGGCCGGGCUGCUGCUGCCGCUGCUGCUCCUCCUGCUGGCCGGACGCGCCGCCCUGGCGCAGCGUUGGCACAAUGAAGAUUACGAACGGCCCAUUGACCUGGAAGGCUCUGGAGACGACGACUCCUUUGAAGAUGAAGAAAUCGAGGAACCAGAUGAGAUCUACUCAGGCUCUGGCUCAGGAUAUUUUGAACAGGACUCUGGGAUUAAGACGGCCGUGCGGCUUACCACGGAAACGUCUGUCGGACUUUCUACAACCCCGGCAGUGUUGCCCGUCACGUCGGUACAGCCUGUAGCCACUCCCUUUGCGCCGUUCCCCAUGGAGGAGACCACCUACGAUCCAGCCACCACCAGCCUCUACGUAACCAGGGUGACUGAGGCACCAGCGGUCACUGUGUGGAAAGCGGUCACCACCACGGCUGGCACCACGGUCCGUGACACUACCGCCACCACAGCCUCCGCCACCACUGCCUCCACCCCAACUGCCGCUUCCAAGGCAACGACUGUCCUGAGAGUCCUGCCUCCCUUUAUCACCAUCGUAGCCACAACGCAGGCUGUCACUCUCGAAACACCGACCACAGUGGCUGCAGCACCCAGUACGGAAGCCACCACAGCUCCUCCGGUGACCACCAGGUCGACAAAGAUCAGAGUGAUGCCAAAGCCGAGCCCAUCACAACACCCUGACAUCCUUGAGAGAAGCACUACGCUGCCACCACCUACGAGUACAACCGCGGCACCUUCAGAAUCAACCCAGACAGAGCCUCCGGAUGUGACCCUUUCCACGGCGCUGAAUAACGAACUGGAAGUCCCCGUCAGCGGAGAUUUUGAAAUCCACGAGGAGGAGGACACGACUCGGACUGAGCUCGGUAACGAGGUGGUUGCCCUGGUUACCCCGGCGGCAGGGCCAGGGCUGAAGAAGAAUGCCGAGCCAGGGCUCAUAGACAAUACGAUAGACUCCGGAAAUUCUGCCGCACAGCUUCCUCAGAAAAACAUACUGGAGAGGAAAGAGGUGCUCAUAGCUGUGAUCGUGGGUGGGGUCGUAGGAGCCCUCUUUGCCGCCUUCCUGGUGAUGCUGUUGAUCUACCGGAUGAAAAAGAAAGACGAGGGGAGCUACACGUUGGAAGAGCCGAAGCAGGCGAGCGUCACAUACCAAAAACCUGACAAGCAGGAGGAAUUCUAUGCAUAAAAUAAACCAUGAGUGCCUCGCC
Euleptes europaea (tarantolino) is the source of this 1228-nucleotide messenger RNA. RefSeq names its product syndecan 3 (gene SDC3). Gene Ontology annotation, biological process: cell migration. The transcript has 5 exons. Lineage: Eukaryota; Metazoa; Chordata; Lepidosauria; Squamata; Sphaerodactylidae. The record is from RefSeq and is a predicted model, not a curated record. Gene Ontology annotation, cellular component: membrane; cell surface. The coding region runs from base 1 to 1206 and encodes 401 amino acids.